AUGUCUGUUCUGUCGUCCUCGAAUUCUCAUCAUCAAUCAUCAAUUAUUUGUUUUCUUCUUCUCAGUCUCUUCACGACCAGUUUCCUGUUUCAUGUAACGUUGGAGGUAUAUGCUACUCCAAUAAGCUUUAACUUUUCUGGUUUUGAUUCAAAUCAUCCUGAAAUUUUUACUGAAAGAGAUGCUUGUGUGAGCAUUGAAGGAAUUGACCUCACCACUAACACGCGUGGUACAGAUCAAGGUAAGAGAGUUGGUCGAGCCACAUAUACAAACCCACUGCACCUCUGGGAUAAAGUGUCAGGGAAUCUCACCAACUUCACUACUCAUUUCUCCUUCAUCAUCAACUCAAACGGUGAAUCCAACUAUGGCGAUGGGCUAACAUUUUUUCUUGCUCUGAAUGGUUCUAGAGUUCCUCAAAAUAUGGAAGCUGGUGGUGGUCUUGGUCUUGCCAUCAAUGACAAUGUUAGUCAUGCAUUGAACUACGCAGAAAAUCAGUUUGUUGCGAUUGAGUUUGAUACCUAUAAAAAUCCCUGGGAUCCUUUAAAUGAUCAUGUAGGUAUAAAUAUCAGGUCCAUGAAAUCUGUUGAGCAUGUUUCUUGGCUGAGUGAAGUAAGACAAGGGAUCACAACAGAUGCUUGGAUUAGAUAUGAUUCAAGCCAGAAAGUUUUGAGCGUCAAAUUUGCUCAUAUUGAUCGUUAUAGCAACUCAAUUGUAGAGGGAAAGGUAUCAGCUGUGGUUGAUUUGGCCAAGCAUUUACCUGAAUGGGUUACUUUUGGCUUCUCUGCCAGCACUGGACUUUCCAAAGAGAUGAACAGAAUCACAUCAUGGGAGUUCAAUUCAAGCUCCGACAUUGUAGAACUGAAUACCACUCAGUCUGAUCCAGCAGGCACUGCGAAUAUCACACCUGCAGCUAAUACUGGCUUACUUUCAAAAAAAAGCAAAAGUAAAAUUAUAGGAUUGGUGGCAGGAUUAAGUGUUGGAGCUUGUGUUUCGAUUGUUGGAGCAGGUUUUGCUUCAUAUCUCUUAAGGAGAAAAAAACAACUUAAGACGGAUGAUCCUGUCUUUGAUUUUGCAUUUAGUGAUGAUUUCAAAAAUGGGACAGGACCAAGAAAAUUAUCUUACAAUGAAUUAGCAGAUGCAACGGAUAAUUUCUCAGAGGUAAAAAAGCUUGGUGAAGGUGGAUUUGGAGCAGUUUAUAGAGGUUUUUUGAAGGAAAUAAAUUCCUAUGUGGCUGUUAAGAGGGUGUCAAAGGAGUCUAAACAAGGUAUCAAAGAGUACGCGGCAGAAGUGAAGAUCAUUAGCCGAAUGAGGCAUAGGAAUUUGGUCAAGCUCAUGGGUUGGUGCCAUGAAAGAGAACUACUACUUGCAUACGAGUUCAUGCCCGGUGGCAGCCUAGAUGCUCACCUUUUUAAAGGCAAAAGCCUAUUGAAAUGGGAGGUGAGGUACAAAAUUGCACAGGGAUUGGCAUCCGCAUUACUAUACCUACACGAAGAAAGUGAUCAGUGCGUGCUGCAUAGAGAUAUUAAAUCAAGCAACAUUAUGUUGGAUUCCAGUUUCGAUGCUAAACUUGGGGAUUUCGGGUUAGCUAGGCUUGUUGAUCAUGCAAAAGGGUCUCAAACCACAGUUUUAGCAGGAACAAUGGGAUACAUGGCUCCUGAAUGUUUCACUACAGGAAAGGCAAGCAAGGAAUCAGAUAUAUAUAGUUUUGGAGUUGUUGCAUUGGAAAUGGCAUGUGGGAGAAGAGUGCUCGAACCAGGAAUCGAAGAAAACCAAACAAGACUAAUGGAAUGGGUUUGGGAACUGUAUGGAAUUGGAAAACUUCUGCAAGCAGCUGACCCCAAACUUAGUGGAGAUUUUAAUGAACAAGAAAUGGAGAGACUGAUGAUUGUUGGACUCUGCUGCGCGCAUCCUGACCACGCUUUUCGGCCUUCCAUAAGGCAAGUUAUCAAUUUAUUGAUUAGUUCUGAGGUUCCCUUGCCUGUCCUGCCACCAGAAAUGCCUGUGCCAGCUUAUCUUGCUCCUCCAGUUAAACUAUCCAUGUCAUCAUCUUAUAGUAGUGCCAGCAGCAUCAGGUCAAUCCACAAUUCAAGUAUGCGGCUGAUUCAUUAAAAUCUAUAUCACCUUCUGGAGCAUCUU
Ricinus communis (castor bean) is the source of this 2133-nucleotide messenger RNA. RefSeq names its product L-type lectin-domain containing receptor kinase IX.1. Bases 1 to 2106 code for a protein of 701 amino acids. Gene Ontology annotation, biological process: protein phosphorylation. Gene Ontology annotation, cellular component: plasma membrane. Lineage: Eukaryota; Viridiplantae; Streptophyta; Magnoliopsida; Malpighiales; Euphorbiaceae. The transcript has a single exon. Gene Ontology annotation, molecular function: protein kinase activity; carbohydrate binding; ATP binding. The record is from RefSeq and is a predicted model, not a curated record.